ACAAUGUGCGGUUGUACGGAUACGAAACGGGCCCCAGUUUGGAAGUUUUGUCAACAAACGCUCCGUCAGCAGGAGCAUAUAAAACAGGACGGCUUGCUGGUGUUCUGGUUCAGUUAAUUACUAAUUUUGCGUGCAGUAGCUCGGUAGCUCCAGUCGCCAGUCAAUUGAAUGUGGUGGGAAAUGGAUAGUGAAAAUCAGAAGAUUAGCGAGCAAGCGCUCAAUACGGCGGAUAUCUACAAGGGUCUUUCGCUGCCGAAGCGUAUUGAUAGUCCGUAUCAAUUCACCGGGUAUGGAUCACAGCAGGAAGGGCGUAAUCCGAUCUAUCGUACCUCAAACGCUGACUACGGCUACUAUCCACCCUGUCCGCAUACUGUACCCCACAAAUACUUUCCAAAGUCCCAUAAAUUUACUGGCCAUCUUUAUCAGUGCGGUAUGUUCCGUAAUUAUUCACUGAACACUGCCGUGGAUCGUCCGUAUUGUAAAUUCAACGAAUAGUGUUCCGGAAGGAUCCGGAUGAUGAUGAGAUUCCCUUUUUGCUUAUACCAUUUUUUGGAGAAUAUCUGCCAUGGAUUGAGAAGUGUUCCAAGAGCAUAGGAAUGUGUGUGGAUUUUGGCUUGACGAAAUUAACAGCAAUUCAUUCUCGAGUCGAUAAAUACGCUUUAUAAACAUUUUGAACAGGCAAGAACUAUUGCACAUUAAUAAAUUGUUCACAAUUUCACACAAA
Messenger RNA from Anopheles stephensi (Asian malaria mosquito), 724 nucleotides. Its product is annotated as UPF0691 protein C9orf116 homolog. The record is from RefSeq and is a predicted model, not a curated record. NCBI's taxonomy places the organism in Eukaryota, Metazoa, Arthropoda, Insecta, Diptera, Culicidae. The transcript is spliced from 3 exons. Gene Ontology annotation, biological process: axoneme assembly. Bases 169 to 495 code for a protein of 108 amino acids. Gene Ontology annotation, cellular component: axonemal microtubule.